Molecule: messenger RNA, 516 nt
Organism: Glycine soja
Lineage: Eukaryota; Viridiplantae; Streptophyta; Magnoliopsida; Fabales; Fabaceae
Exons: 2
Coding region: 1-516 (171 amino acids)
Source: RefSeq, a predicted model, not a curated record
AUGGAGGUUUGGUUGGGAAAAUGGUUGAGGUGCUUCGGUGAAGAUGAGCAACGAGGUUGUGUUGGCAAGAGGAUGAACGAAUGUGUCAAAGCUUCUUCCUGUUCUUGUUCCUCUCAUUUCUCCAACCCUUCUUCCUCCCAUGAAUUCAAAAACCUCAAAACCAAAACCUCUUCUUCUUGUGCUCUCGUCAAGGCCAAACCCUCAAACACCGCCAAGGUGGACCACACCUUCACCACCAUGGUUAAGAAGUUCAUGGACAGGAAACCCAAAUUCUCCUCCUCGACUGUCGCCACCACCACUAGGUGGCUUAUUCCCUCCAAUUUGCUCGCAAAGGAUUUGAAGAAGGAUGUGAAGAAAGUGGUGGGGUUCUCCGUGCUGCAGAAGAAGCUCAUUGGAAAGGGCGCUUCAGAGAAGAAGGAGAAGGUGAAGGCCUUGACCGAGGUGAAGAACAACACUAGGACAUUGGCCAUGGUGCUCAAGAGCGAGAAGGAGUUUCUCAACAUCAACAAAGAGUAA